AAAAUUUCGAAUUAGCAUUUAGCUAGAGUUUUAAUUUAAUUGUCUCCUCUUCCCCAACACUUCCAAUCACUUUUUUUUUUAUUUCGUUUGAUUCCCUUCCAUCUGUUUUUUCACCAAUAUCCACAUGGUUGCUGCUUCUUCCUCCUCUCUCUUUUUUAGUAAAUUAGUCCCAACAGCUACGGUGGUUGUUCAUUUGCUACUUGGCAAAAGAAAGAAAUUUUAAUAGGGCAUCUUUCUGUUGGUAGAUAUCAUAUAAAAAUACAGCACUUAUGGCCAAUAAAAAAUGUUCUCUUUCAUUGGUAUCGAUUCUUGUCCAACCAUGUCCUAAAUUAAGGAGGAAGAAGCAUCCUCAAGCUCUACUUUUAUUGACUUGACUUCAUACCAGUCAAUGAGAAUUUGAAAAGAUUUGAUAUGAUCUCAAAAGCAAGUUUUUUUAAAACUAUUGUGCAGUUCUUAUAGUGGCCUGGUAUGGAUCAUGCCUUCACCUAAUGAAAAUCUCAGGGCCAGAGUUAGUCAUUUUUGGAUGAGUGAAGUGAAUGUUGGGAUCCCUACAACUUAGCUUUCUGGGAAAAGUUCAAAAUUCUGUCGACAACAAUAUUCGUUUCUCCCCAGCCAAUUACUUUGGUCUUAGGUCCUUUAUAUCCAGUUCAAUAUCACAGGGUAGUGCAUCACAUUGCAUACUCAGAACUGGGAAAAAAUGGCAGUCAAAUCUUCACUUGAACUAGCGAAUGGUUCCUCCAAUGAUGAUGGGCAUCAAAUAAGAACUGGAACGUUAUGGACUGCUAUUGCUCAUAUACUUACUGGGGUUAUCGGCUCUGGAGUUCUAUCUAUAUCAUGGAGUGUUGCACAGUUAGGAUGGAUCACAGGUCCACUUUUCAUGUUUUGUUUGGCCAUGGUCACCUAUGUUGCUUCUUUUCUCCUCUCAGAUUGUUACAGACACCCCGAUCCUGUAACUGGAGCAAGACACCACUGUUACAUGGAUGCUGUUAGAACCUACCUAGGUAGAAAGCAGACUUGGAUAUGUGGCUUUCUUCAAAUUCUGAGCAUGUAUGGAUUUGGUAUUGCUUAUGUAAUUACCACUUCUAUCAGUAUGAGAGCUAUUCAGAAAUCAAAUUGUUACCAUAAAGAAGGGCAUCAGGCUACAUGUGCAUAUGGAGAUACCUUUUAUAUGCUGUUGUUUGGAGCUGUUCAGAUCGUCUGUUCUCAGAUACCUGAUUUUCGUAACAUGGAAUGGCUCUCAAUGCUUGCAUCAAUCAUGUCCUUCUCCUAUGCUUCCAUUGGAUUUGCUCUUGGCUUUGCCAAAGUAAUAGGAAACGGAAGGGUUAAGGGGAGCAUCUCUGGAGUGCAUACAGCUACUACAGCUCAAAAAGUAUGGAAAGUCUCUCAAGCACUUGGAGACAUUGCUUUUGCAUACCCAUACUCCAUAAUUCUUAUUGAGAUACAGGACACACUGAAGUCUCCUCCACCUGAGAACCAGACAAUGAAGAAAGCUUCAAUGACUGCGAUCCUCAUUACCACCUUCUUCUAUCUCUGCUGUGGCUGUUUUGGGUAUGCAGCCUUUGGGGACCAGACACCUGGGAAUCUCUUAACAGGUUUCGGAUUCUAUGAGCCUUAUUGGCUAAUUGACUUCGCUAAUGCUUGCAUAGUAGUGCAUCUAAUGGGAGGAUAUCAGGUAUACAGUCAGCCAGUGUUUGCAGUUGUUGAAAAGUGGUGUGCAGAGAGGUUCCCCAACAAUGGGUUUGUGAAUAAUUCCUACACCAUCAAAAUCCCGCUACUGCCAGGUCUCACGAUUAAUCUUCUUAGGUUGUGCUUUAGAACCUGUUAUGUUCUAUCAACAACAGGACUUGCGAUGCUCUUCCCCUACUUCAACGAGGUUUUGGGAUUGCUGGGUGCCCUGAACUUUUGGCCCUUGACCAUAUAUUUCCCUGUGCAGAUGUAUUUUGUUCAGAGGAAGAUAGCACCUUGGACAAGAAGUUGGAUCAUUCUUCAGGCUUUCAGCAUUUUCUGCUUGCUUGUAUCUCUUGUGGCUUUAGUUGGGUCAGUUGAAGGACUCAUAACUGCAAAGUUGAGCUAAGAAAUUGCCAGCAAUUCUGACCAUGCAAUAGAACAAGGCUGGAGUGCGGGAGACAGUUAAGACUGUUGGAAUUGCUGUGAAAGCUUUCAUUUGCAAUUGUAGCCUCAGAUAGGGGAAAGUGAAAUCAUCGGUUAUAAAAGGAAAAAUGAAAACUCUUAUAAUUAUACUUCUAAAAUGGACUCUUUAUGUUCAUUCUUAAACCAAGGAAUUUGGUUGCAAAAUAUAGUAAAAUUUAAUACAAAGAUUUGGAAUGUCUGUUACA
Macadamia integrifolia is the source of this 2336-nucleotide messenger RNA. RefSeq names its product probable amino acid permease 7. The transcript is spliced from 8 exons. The coding region runs from base 698 to 2074 and encodes 458 amino acids. Lineage: Eukaryota; Viridiplantae; Streptophyta; Magnoliopsida; Proteales; Proteaceae. The record is from RefSeq and is a predicted model, not a curated record. Gene Ontology annotation, cellular component: plasma membrane.